Messenger RNA from Cordyceps fumosorosea ARSEF 2679, 786 nucleotides. Its product is annotated as Acyl-CoA N-acyltransferase. Lineage: Eukaryota; Fungi; Ascomycota; Sordariomycetes; Hypocreales; Cordycipitaceae. The coding region runs from base 1 to 786 and encodes 261 amino acids. The record is from RefSeq and is a predicted model, not a curated record. Gene Ontology annotation, molecular function: acyltransferase activity, transferring groups other than amino-acyl groups. The transcript has a single exon.
AUGCCACCGCUCGGAAUCCGCAUCGCCCGCCUCCAGCCCGAGGACAUCCCCUUCGCCGCGCGCCUCGCCGGCCAGGCGUUUGCCAGCGACCGGCAAACCCAGAUGAAGGCGCUGGGCGAGGAAGAGCCCUUCGACAUGGAAAAGUACACUCUCGAGAGCAUGCCCGCCCACCUGACCUCGCGCACAUGCCACGUCAUCAAGGCUGUCGACGAGGCGACCGGCGAGAUCAUGGGCGUGUGCAACUGGGGCAUCAAGGGGUUCGUGCCGGAGCGGCUGCCGCUAUUUGAGGAGCGCGUGGCCGAGGCGGCGGCGGCAGAAGCCAAGCCGAAAGCGGAGCCGAAAAAGGAAGAAGAAGACGAAGAAGAAGAAAAGAAGGAGGACAAGCAGGAGGAGACGGACCCCAUCAAACGCCUGGUCGCCCUCACCGACGCCGACAUGCAGGCCUGGAUGGCCGAGGUCAUGCCGCCGGGCACCCGGUGCCUGUUCAUCAUCGGGCUGACCGUCGCGCCGGCGCACCAGGGCCGGGGCGUCGGCGGCGCGCUGCUGCGCUGGGGCACGCGCGUGUGCGACGAGGCCGGCGUCUUCGCGUGGGUGCACGCCUCGGACCCGUCGUGGGGCGCGUACCGCAAGGCCGGCUUCGAGGUCGUCCGCAGCCUGGACCUGGACCUGGACGCCUACGCGCCGUGCCCGCCGCCGGCUAGCGAGAGGGAGGGCGCGCGCUGGGGGCACUACGUGUUUCGGUACAUGAAGUAUCUGCCCAGGCCCAAGGAGGAAGGGAAGGAGUGA